AUGACGAUGAUGACGAUGAUGAUGGUCAGCUGGAGCGCUUUUCUGCAGAUCUGCUGGAUACUCAUGGUGAGAGCAAACCAGUUCAACCCCGGAGAGCCGAGCGGCUGCCGGACCAACACUCCACAGAGUGAUCUGAACUCCUUCCUGUGGACGAUCAAGCGGGACCCUCCGUCAUAUCUGUACGGCACCAUCCACGUCCCGUACACCCGCGUCUGGGACUUCAUCCCGCAGAACUCCAAGCAGGCGUUCCAGGAGAGCAGCGUGGUGUACUUUGAGCUGGAGCUGACGGACCCGUCCACCAUCUCGGCUCUGUCCCGCUGUCAGCUGCUGCCGGCGGGCCAGAACCUGCAGGACGUGCUGCCGCCAGAACUCUACCUGCGCCUGAAGACGCACCUGGAGUACGUGCGGCUGAUGCUACCCUCCUGGAUGACCCCUGACCAGCGGGGAAAGGGCCUGUAUGCUGAAUACCUGUUCAACGCCAUCGCCGGGAACUGGGAGCGCAAGCGUCCGGUGUGGGUGAUGCUGAUGGUGAACUCGCUGACGGAGGCCGAUAUAAAGACCCGUGGGGUCCCGGUGCUGGACCUGUACCUGGCCCAGGAGGCGGAGCGCAUGAAGAAGCAGACCGGAGCCGUGGAGAAGGUGGAGGAGCAGUGCAGUCCGCUAAACACACUCGACUUCUCUCAGGUGAUCUUCGCUCUGAAUCAGACGCUGCUGCAGCAGGAGAGUGUGCGGGCCGGCAGUCUGCAGGUGCCCUACACAACUGAACACCUGAUCACACACUACAACUGUGGAGACCUGCACUCCAUCAUCAGCCACGACACCGCACAGGUGCCGAACUUCAACAAUGUGACUCUGCGUCCCAGCGAUCAGGUGACGGCGCAGCAGAUCGACAGCUACUUCAGACGCGAGCUGAUCUACAAGCGUAAUGAGCGCAUGGGCCGCCGCGUCACAGCCCUGCUGCAGGAACAGCCACACAAAACUUUCUUCUUCGCAUUCGGAGCAGGGCAUUUUCUGGGGAAUAACUCUGUGAUUGACGUCCUGCGGAGAGAAGGAUACGAGGUAGAACACACACCUGCUGGACAACCACUGCACAGACGGUCAGGCUGGAGGUCUGCAGAUCCCGCAGACACAGACGCAGCGCUGCAGCCGUUCCUCCACCACAGCAGGCAUCAUGAGCUGCAGCUUCUGGAGGGUCUGGAGCUGCUGGAGAAGGUGGAGCACAAGCUGAAGAAGAAACACCGCAGAAACAAGCUGAAGAAACAGCGGCAGUUCAACGACCUGUGGGUGCGCAUGGAGGACAGUGUGACAGCCGAGGCUCCGCCCCCUCUCAUCCACAUCAUCAACGGUUACAUCACAGUCCAGACACACCCACAGGAGCACGAGAGAGCCAAUCACGACAGGACGUUUUCAGGCUCCUCCUCACGGACAGGCCCCGCCCUCAGUGCGCUGGCUGUGUGUGUUCAGAUGCUCAGACUGCUGCUGUGA
Messenger RNA from Danio rerio (zebrafish), 1485 nucleotides. RefSeq names its product TraB domain containing 2A (gene trabd2a). Gene Ontology annotation, cellular component: membrane; plasma membrane; membrane raft. The record is from RefSeq and is marked provisional. Lineage: Eukaryota; Metazoa; Chordata; Actinopteri; Cypriniformes; Danionidae. Gene Ontology annotation, biological process: negative regulation of Wnt signaling pathway. Gene Ontology annotation, molecular function: metalloendopeptidase activity; endopeptidase activity.